This is a messenger RNA of Paecilomyces variotii, 1676 nucleotides long. Its product is annotated as putative IMP-specific 5'-nucleotidase. Bases 291 to 1553 code for a protein of 420 amino acids. Gene Ontology annotation, molecular function: magnesium ion binding. Gene Ontology annotation, biological process: nicotinamide riboside biosynthetic process; nicotinic acid riboside biosynthetic process; nucleotide metabolic process. NCBI's taxonomy places the organism in Eukaryota, Fungi, Ascomycota, Eurotiomycetes, Eurotiales, Thermoascaceae. The record is from RefSeq and is a predicted model, not a curated record. The transcript is spliced from 8 exons.
UGUGACAGUUUCUGCGGCCGAGAACAAAAUUGCCUGGAUCUUUGGGAUGGUUGAUCAACCGUUUGAAUUAUUAUUAUUAUUCUGGCUAGAACUGGCGGUCUAAUGCAGACGGAUUUGCCCCUCUCGCUGAACAAUGCGGCCUUGCCUAAAGGAAACUAAAGUCCAAGCUAGGAAGCUGAGCUCGGGCACAUACCGUAACUUAACUUUAGGCCUGGGGAACUGGGGUCAUUCCGAUGCAUCGUCAACUCCAUCCGGAUCUUCCAAACCCUGAUCUUUAGGCAUCAGCAAUCAUGACUACCCGUUAUCGUGUCGAGUAUGCUCUCAAGUCACAUCGUCGUGACCAGCUGAUCGAGUGGAUCAAGGGUCUACUUGCGGUCCCGUUUGUGCUGCACUCGCAACCCACAGCGGUUUAUCAGGAACAUAGCGUUAAGCUGCUAGCGGUGGCCGCGGACACCCAUAAGCGCUAUGCAGAAAUCAUGCGCGAUGUCGAAAACCUUAUCAAUGACCAUAUCGCGCAUCAACAUGCAGGGACGGAGGGCAAGUCCAAGUUGAAGCUGCUUGUUCCCUCAGUCGGGACUUUCUUUACUCCCCUCCUGCUUGAAGAUGCCUUCAACUACCAGGACAAACGUCGAUUCAUUAGCAGGCGGCGCUUUGUGUCCCCUUCAUUCAAUGAUAUCCGCCUCACCCUUAAUACCGCCCAGUUAAUGGGCUUGAUUCGCGGUAGCGCCAUCGAUCUGGUCACAUUCGAUGGGGAUGUGACUCUCUACGACGAUGGUGCUUCCAUUACCGACGACAACCCAGUUGUACAUCGCAUAAUCCGUCUUCUACGGCAGGGAAAGAAGGUGGGCAUUGUGACCGCAGCAGGAUAUACUGAACCGUCGAAAUACUACGGGCGUCUGAAAGGCUUACUCGAUGCCGUUCAUCAAGAUCUUGUGAUGACAGAGGCCCAGAGGAAUGGUCUGAUCGUACUAGGCGGCGAGAGCAACUUCCUGUUCAAAUUCGACCGAUCGUCACCCGACCUUAUGACUUAUGUUCCGCAAAGCGAAUGGCUACUGGACGAGAUGAGAUCGUGGCGGGAUGAGGAUAUUACAGAGCUUCUUGACAUUGCGGAAGCAGCGCUGCGCCAGUGCGUGAGCAACUUGCAUUUACCUGCUGCUGUACUACGCAAAGAACGAGCAGUUGGUGUAUACCCUCUCGCGGGUCAUAAGAUGCACCGGGAGCAGCUGGAAGAAACGGUGCUCGUCGUCCAAAGCACUGUGGAUAGGUCGCCCGUUGGCUCAAGGCUGCCAUUUUGUGCCUUCAACGGCGGGAACGAUGUCUUUGUCGACAUCGGCGAUAAAUCGUGGGGUGUUCGCGUAUGCCAGCGUUAUUUUGGCGGCAUUGAACGUUCCAAGACACUGCAUAUCGGUGACCAGUUUCUGUCUGCUGGUUCCAAUGACUUCAAGGCGAGGCUGGCAUGUACAACGGCCUGGAUCGCGAAUCCAUCAGAGACCGUCCAGUUGCUCGACGAGAUGGCAGAGCUGGAGGAAGAAGAGGCUUACAAGAAGAAAUAGACGUACAUCGACUUUCCGAUAAUGCCAUCACACUUUCGUUCUGCGGCCCAUCCAGUCGUCACAUUUGCGGGAGCGUCAUAAUCGUUCUCCGUCUGGACCACGAGAGACUCCUAAGCUGAAUUC